AUUUUCAGGAGAUUUUAAAGGCUCAGUCUGCUUUCACUCUGAGUGAUGACCCGCUACAUGAACACACACUGAAAUGAAAUAAUCCAUAAUUAAUUGAAGCAACAGACUGAACAAAAACGUAGCUUCAUACCUGCUGCAUGAAACCAAAUUUCCGGGAGCUUUGAAAAUCGUCCUCUGCCUCGCCACUAGAUGGAGAUCAGUUUAUUUUGAGAUAAAUUUGUAAAGUGAACCCAACAGAAGAUUUUUUUUCUUUAGCAGCUAUAGAGUGGCAGGGAAUUUUCUGACUUCACAUUACAUUUUUAAUUUAGUUGCAUUAUUACAGAAAGUUUGUGUAUUCCAAUAUUUCAACUCGAGUAUUUCCAGUUGUCUUUAUCUUUUUUGUUCGUCCAAAAGAAAACCGACACCGGUGUCAGUGCAAUCUAGUGCUCUUUGCAGACCUUGUGUACAGUUGAGCUGUGGUUUCAGUGUAAUUUUCUCCUUGAAAUUAUGGCAUAGGAGUGCUCUUCUUUGUGCCCAUAAAAAGGCGAGCAUGACCACCUCAUUACCUCAGCAAUAAAAGAAUACAGCCUCCAGUGCAGUGUAAGCAUUGUCAGUGUGCAGAGUCCAACGGCUCGACUGGCUCGUUUUUGUGAGAGAUGACUGUCAAAGUCUCUCGCUCCAAGUUCAGACCAGAAACUGGUGCUCAGAGACCAUGACCUCGGGUAAGACGCUCAAACUCAUCCUGUAUGAGGUGCUGCAGUUUGCAGCCCUGAUCGUGCCGAUCUUUGUUAUCAUGGAGAGGUUUGCCGGCCUCAUAAGUGAUGUGAAAGGACGUAGUCUAACCGCCUACUGGCUCGUGGUGGCAGUCUCCAUUGCCUAUGUGACCUCCGUGACCCUGCUGGUGUGGGUUCCUCUGAAAUACCUGAUCCUGAAGCGGCAAAGACUCAUCUCAGAGAUCACACAAUGGAGACCAACAGCGCUGGCGUACAUCAUCCUGUGUACAUUACCGUGUUUUGCUAUUUUAAUAGCCAGCUCCAAGGUGCAGGUGGACAAAGGACACAGGUUGGACCAUUUCACAGAGUUGCCUGUUUCCUUGGUGCUUUCCUCCCUCAUCUGUGUGGAUAUCAUAGAGAGGGUUCGUCCCUGCAACCUCCUUGGACGGUCAGACAAUGUGGAUCUCGACCUUGACAUGUCAGGCCCCGUCCUCACUCAGGUGAAACACGUGACCACCGUAAGCAGCCAGCUGCGCACUGAUGAUGGUCAGAAUGGGUUGACCCAGGGCCACCCGGAGGUCGGGAAUGGGAGCACCUCAGACAGAUGGCAGGACCUUGCAGGCUCACCUGGUCGCUCAACCAGCACUGCCUACCUGUACUCGCUAUCCUCACGCCCCCGAUCCUACUCGGGUCACGUGGGCUUCCUGUGGAGGAGGGAUGGAAGAGCAGAGGUGUUCGUGGAUAGCUUCAUGUUCUGGCUAGACACUGUGGAGUUGGUGAGAGUGGCAGGAGAGCCGUCGGUCUUCUACUCAGUCUGGGUGUUCCCCGUCUACAUCCUUGCCUUCAUGUCUACACUCCGUGUAGCCAUCGCUCCUAACAACCCUUUAUUGUCCUCUGCUGGAUUUGCUCUGCAGGACCUUCCUUUCUUUAUCAUUCGAGUGGCUCUGAUUGUUGUGUUUGGUUUAGUAACUCCUGUGUUGUACCCGUUGAAAAACGUGCUGGUGAGCGUGACCUUCAUCUACUUCACAUUCCUGAGCAGGCUGAGGAUUUUCAAAAGGCAGAGCAUGUUUUGAGGAGGAGUAGCACAUUCUGUUGUGAAUGAAGGAUUCAUCUUUGCUUCGGGAUGGCUGAACAGUUGGUAUGUUUAUGCGAAGGGAGCAGCACCAGAGAAACAUG
Messenger RNA from Scatophagus argus, 1868 nucleotides. It is a transcript of the gene tmem236, whose product is annotated as transmembrane protein 236. The record is from RefSeq and is a predicted model, not a curated record. The transcript has 4 exons. Lineage: Eukaryota; Metazoa; Chordata; Actinopteri; Scatophagidae. Bases 692 to 1765 code for a protein of 357 amino acids.